Messenger RNA from Drosophila elegans, 1523 nucleotides. Its product is annotated as zinc finger protein 2. Gene Ontology annotation, cellular component: nucleus. The record is from RefSeq and is a predicted model, not a curated record. Gene Ontology annotation, biological process: regulation of DNA-templated transcription. Gene Ontology annotation, molecular function: zinc ion binding; RNA polymerase II cis-regulatory region sequence-specific DNA binding; DNA-binding transcription factor activity, RNA polymerase II-specific. The transcript is spliced from 4 exons. The coding region runs from base 100 to 1353 and encodes 417 amino acids. NCBI's taxonomy places the organism in Eukaryota, Metazoa, Arthropoda, Insecta, Diptera, Drosophilidae.
GUAAGCAACGGUCACACUUGAAUCAAAACCUUUCUGCCGGCGCAUAAAAAGUUGGCUACCGAUUUUAAUAAAAUUAAUUAUAAACAUUUUUCUGCAAGCAUGGCUAGCGAGUGCCGCAUCUGUGGCGAGCGAAUCUUCACGCCGCACCCGAAAAACAUCUUCGAAAAGCGUAACCAUCGCAUCCGGACUGCCAUUGAGCAAAUCACAGGCUUGGAGAUUGUUUUGGAGAAGCUGUUGCCGCAGCACAUCUGCUCCUGCUGCCUCCUGGACCUGAGCCAUGCAAUUGCUUUCCGGCAGCGGUGCCUGCAAACGCACGAGAACCUGCACCAGAGGACAUCGUCAUCCCCCACCAAUAAGGGUGUCUCAAAGGGGAGCGUGGUGGCCCUGGAGUCGGACGGCGAUCCGCUGUUGAAACGGGAGGCCCAGGAUGAUAUGAGCGACAUGGAGGACAUUAAGGAGUCCAUGGAUGUGAAACCCGUUAUAAAGUCGCCACCGGCCAAGAAACUAAUACGGGCGGUUCCAAAGCUGCCCAAUAGUCAAUCUCCACGCGUGAUGGUAAAGCGCCUUCGUGUGCCGGAGGUGGGUAGAGCUGCUACGCCACCAACGUCACCGCCUCAGAAGCCAAUCCGCAAGCCCAGAAAGCGGCGUCCCCGCCCAAAGGUCGAUCGUUCAAUAAAGCGAUACGUGUGCGACCAAUGCGGCUGGUCCUUCAAUGACCAUAGCAACAUGAAAGACCACAAGCUGCGCCAUUUCGAGGAGCAGUACUCGUGCGACGAGUGCGGUCGCAAGUUUUACACCAAGUCGCUGCUCCGACUGCACGACCGGGUUCACCACAAGGGCGAAAAACCGUAUGUCUGCAAAUUCUGCGGCAUGGGAUUUGCCAAUAGUCCCAGCCGAUGUCGGCAUGAGCGCCAAAUGCAUCCAAACGAGCUGUCCUUUCCCUGCGGCGUCUGCGGAAAACGUUUCAAUAGCGACAAGGGUCGAAACAAACAUCAAGAGGGUCACAAAAACAACCAGCCGGAUAUCCACAUAUGCCUUACCUGCAACAAGGAGUUUAAGGAGGCACAAUUUUUGAAUCGGCACUAUUCCACCAAGUAUCAUCGUAAGCGGAUGAACUUGCUGGCAGAGGAUCCAAAAGAGGAAUUCCAGUCAGAUGCCGAAAACGAGGAGAGUCCUGGUUACAUGGAAGAAGGUCAGGCGGAUAUGGAGGAGAGUCAGGCCGAAAUGGAUGCUCUUUUGGAGGAUAUAGACGAAGAUCACUAUGAGGACCACGAAGAGCUUAUGGACGAGGAAGAGCCGUUUGAGGAUUUCGAGUAUGACGAGACCAUCAUGGAGGAGGAACUGUACACUUAACUUCUAACUCAAAUCAUAAGACGCAAUUGGCGCCAAACAUUCACAAAUGCCAGGGAUGCAGGCUGUCGAAAAUCGAAGUUUAUUCGGGUCGGUGGUUCAAGGAAAGUUUUUUGAACCAUCAACCGUGUUCCAAGCAUUAUUUAAGAAAAAUAGAAUUUGUUAUGAAAAUA